Oikopleura dioica is the source of this 1299-nucleotide messenger RNA. The record is from the annotation of a GenBank genome assembly. Lineage: Eukaryota; Metazoa; Chordata; Appendicularia; Copelata; Oikopleuridae.
AUGAAAAAAAUCCUGAAAAUUCUCUUCUUUUUACUUGGGAUUUUUGCCGACCCGAAAAACUGCCCUGAUCAAGAUUUGGGAGAUUUGUGCAAUAAUCACUGCCAGGGAGAGCUUGAUAUUUGCAGGGAAGACUGUGGAGAUGCCAGUUGCGAGACUACUUGCAAUCGGGAAUUUUUGCUUUGCAUUGAUGAUUGCCCCUGUGGAGAAAAUUGCGAAAACGGCUGCGAAAACUGCCCAAGCUCCUUUUGCGCUUCCACCUGCGACGAUCCUGAAAACAACGAGGACUACUUAGUCUGCAAAGACAAAGUAAAGGGAAAUCUAAGCGGAUGCUUUGACUUCUGCGACAAUUCGAUCGACUGUCAUCUCAACUGCUCGGAAGAGUACACGAAGGAUAUUUACAGAUGUCCCACCGGCUGCCCAGGAUGUGGCGAUUACAAUUGCGAGUCCAACGAAUUCAUCGUUUUUCACCCGGAAGAAUCGUAUCUCCAAAACACCAUUGGUCGAAAAACGCCAGUUCAGUACUCUUUCCCUGACUCUGAUAGUGGAUAUAUCAAGUACGCCGCUGGUGUCUAUUUUCAAGGCCGAUUUCAUGUCUUCGGAGGAUAUAAAGACUCGAAGGCGAUUUUGAUUCUGAACGGCUGUGAUUUUGAAAAGCAAUCUCUUUCGCUUGUCUACAGUCAUCGAUAUACCCAGACUGCGAUUGCUCUUCAAGACGAUUCUAGAGUCCUCCUAUGCUUCUGGUUCGACAGCAACUACAAGCACAAGCGAUGCCAGUACUACGAUGGCCGAACAGUCGGGCUCGAUCUUUACUCGACUCAAGCUGAUCAUCAAAAAGGUUGCGUUGGCUUCUUUGGGGACGACAUCAUUACUCUUGGUUCUGAAGAUUAUGGAAAACAAAACUACGUCGAGAUCAGAAAUAGCGAAAGUUCUGAGUGGAGUCGAACAACUGAUUUUCCCGGCGAAGGUGAUACUGAGGGAAGAUUCUGCCUUGGCGUCUCUGAUGGCUUGAUCACUAUUGGCGGAUAUGAAGUCUUCCUCGGCGGACGAGUCAAUGUUCAUCUUUUCAAGAAUCAAGUUUGGACAAAAAUCGGCGAACUUUUUAUAAGCAUUAUUUCCCCACCGCGAUUUCUUUCGAAAACUACAUUUUCACCGUCGGAGAAGAGUCCAAUGAGCGGUUUUUUCUACGAUGAAGAAGUCGAAGUUGAGAAAAUCGACAUCGACCCAGAAGUUCUCAGUCGCCCGGUUGGAGAUCGAAGAUACUCCCUUAUUCUCGAUGGAAAAUACAACACUUGUUUUUAA